Candidula unifasciata is the source of this 1224-nucleotide messenger RNA. The record is from the annotation of a GenBank genome assembly. Lineage: Eukaryota; Metazoa; Mollusca; Gastropoda; Stylommatophora; Geomitridae.
AUGGUUUAUCUCGACUAUAAUGCAACCACUCCUCUAGAUCCAGAAGUGGUUGAGGUGAUCACAGAAACUUUGACAACGGCUUGGGGUAACCCGUCCAGCUCCCAUGAAGCAGGUGUGAAGGCCAAACAUGUGAUAGCAACAGCCAGGCAGCAAGUAGCUCGGAUGGUAGGAGCAAAGCCAUCAGAUAUCAUCUUCACAUCUGGAGGCACUGAGGGAAACAACUGGAUCUUGCAGACAGCCCUACAGCACUUCUGCAGAGGUUCCAGCAAGAUUGGGCUCAGCAUGGGUGACUGGAAUGAUGCCAAGAGUGCUAGAAACAGGCCUCACUUUAUCACCUCCAACAUAGAACAUGAUUCCAUCAAACUGGUGUUGGAGCAUUUCCUUUCCACUGGCCUUGCAGAUGUGACUUUCAUACAAGCGAGACCUUUAACGGGUUGUGUGCAUGUGCAGGAUGUCAUCGAUGCCAUUGGGCCAUCCACUAUCAUGGUGACAGUCAUGCUGGCCAACAACGAGACAGGGGUCAUACAGCCAGUCUCGGAAAUUUGCCAAAGAAUCAAGUCCCUCAAGAGGAAAAAGGGAGAGACUGAAAGAAUCCUCUUGCACACCGAUGCUGCACAGGCUAUUGGGAAAAUCCCUGUGGAUGUUCAGGAGCUUGGAGUUGACUACCUGACCAUAGUAGGACACAAGUUCUAUGGACCAAGAAUUGGAGCUGUGUUUGCUCACAAUCCUGGGGAGGAUGCUCCACUUUAUCCCUUGCUGUUUGGUGGUGGCCAGGAGAGGAACUUCAGAUCUGGCACAGAGAAUACUCCCAUGAUUGCUGGUUUGGGAAAGGCAGCUGAGCUGGUGAGCAGCAACUUGGACAAGUACCAGACUCAUAUGGCCACAGUUCGAGACUACCUGGAGGAGAGUCUACAGCAAACUUUUCCAGAUUCUGUGAGCCUCAAUGGCAAGUCACCAGAUAGCCAGCGGUUACCCAACACCUGCAAUGUUUCCUUUCUAGGGACCUCAUUGAAAGGUCACGAGAUCUUGUCUAGAGCUGUGUCAGUUCAAGCAAGUGUGGGAGCUGCAUGCCAUGCUGGGGACAGACCAUCUCACAUUUUACUAUCACUUGGAAUUCCUGAAACUGUCGCCUGGCGAGCCCUGAGAAUAUCCGUGGGAAGGGAAACCACAAAAGAGGACAUUGAUUUGGCAGUACAGGAGUUGAAAUCAGUGCUUGAUUCUUGA